Molecule: messenger RNA, 7060 nt
Organism: Gavialis gangeticus (Gharial)
Lineage: Eukaryota; Metazoa; Chordata; Crocodylia; Gavialidae
Product: mycocerosic acid synthase-like polyketide synthase
Exons: 8
Coding region: 175-6504 (2109 amino acids)
Biological process (GO): fatty acid biosynthetic process
Molecular function (GO): fatty acid synthase activity
Source: RefSeq, a predicted model, not a curated record
CCUUUUGUUAUAGUUAGAGCUGUUAAGGACUAUGCAGAAGCUUAGAGAAAUCAAUGAAAUCCAGCAUUCAUCCUUGAAAUAAAUUCAUAAUGAUCGUUCUGGCCAGAUUUCAGAAAGCUACAUGCAGUAGCUGGCAAUGAAAUUCUAGCAGCUCAAGAAUAAAAUUUGAAAAUCAUGGAGCCUGGGGAUGAAAUUGCCAUUGUGGGAAUAGGAUGCAACUUCCCUGGAGGUGAAGGAAUUGACAAUUUCUGGAAAGUACUAGUAGAAGGCAGAAACUGUACUGUAGAAAUUCCUCUAGAGAGAUUUGACACCAAAGAGUGGUAUGAUCCAGAUGAUAACAAACCUGGAAAAAUAUGCACAACACAAGCAGCUCUUCUGGACAGUUUUAACACAUUUGACAACAAAAUGUUUGGAAUUAAUGAUCUGGAAGCUGAACGCAUGGACCCUCAACACAAGUUACUCCUGGAAUGCACAUACAGAGCACUGGAAGAUGCAGGAAUUGCUAGAGAAACCAUCAGUGGCACCAAAACAGGGGUUUUCAUUGGUCUAAUGAAUCGAGACUAUGAGAUCUUAACAAGCAGAGCGGUAACAGAAAUAAAUCAUUAUGAUGGAACUGGCACAGCAAUGAGCAUAGCUGCUAACAGGAUUUCAUACACCUUUAACCUGACUGGACCAUCCCUAGCCAUUGAUACUGCAUGCUCAUCAUUUUUUUUUGCUUUGCAUUACUCCAUGCAAGCCAUUAAACAAGGAGACUGUGAAGCAGCUCUGUGUGGAGGAGUGAACUGUAUUAUAGAUCCCCGUACUUUUGUGUCUCUCACUAAAGCAAAAAUGAUCUCUUCUGAGGGACUGAGUAAACCUUUUUCUAAGAAGGCAGAUGGCUAUGGAAGGGGAGAAGGCUGUGGUGUUGUUUUGCUGAAGCCACUAAAAAAGGCACAAGAAGACUACAACAAAAUAUGGGGUGUUAUAAACGUCAGUGCAGUAAGUCAGAAUGGUAGAACCGUCAUUCCAAUCACAAGACCAUCUCAGAUAGAACAGGAGAACUUGCUACGCAGCAUUUAUUCAGUACAUGUUGAGCCAUCAGCUGUGCAAUAUAUUGAGGCACAUGGCACAGGGACAGCAGUUGGAGAUCCUACAGAAGCAGAGAGCUUAGGUAGCAUUAUUGGUCAAAAUAGGUCUUUGCAAUUGCCAGCUCUUAAGAUCGGUUCCGUUAAAGGAAAUAUUGGUCAUGCUGAAUCAGCUGCUGGGGCAGCUGGACUAAUUAAAGUUCUUUUAAUGAUGCACCAUGGGAAAAUUGUUCCAUCUUUGCACUACUCAGAGGAGAAUAGUAGCAUAGAUACAGAAAAACUAAAUGUAUCCAUCCCAACAAGUGUGGAGAAAUGGGAAGAGUCUGAAGAAUUUGGAAGAGUAGCUGGCAUCAAUUGUUUUGGAUUCGGGGGAACCAAUGCUCAUGUUGUUGUCAGGCAGUUGAAACAACCAGAAGUUCUUCCUGCAUUUAAAAGGCCACUUGAAUUAUUUGUACUGUCUGCUGCUUCAAGUAAAUCCCUCAAAUUGACAAUGGAAGACACAGCUAAGCAAUUAAACAUAAGCAACUCAGAAACUCUCCCAAAUCUGGCCUAUACAUCUGCCUGUAGAAGAAGCCACGUAAACUACAAAUACAGAAAAGCCUUUGUUACAAACUCUCUUAAAUAUUUACAGCAACAACUUACAUUGGCAUCCCAAGCUGAAAUAACUGAGUCAAAGAUGACCCCUCAACUAGUUUUCGUGUUUUGUGCUAAUGGAGUAAAUAUCAGAAAGACCUGCAAGACACUGUUGAGAUCAGAACCUGUGUUCAGAGACAAGUAUAAAGAAAUAGAAGCAUUGUUUCAGAAAUAUAUGCCAGUCAGCCUGCUGGAAUUAAAAGAAAAUGAAUAUGAAGAUUUUUCUUUACCAGACAUUGCCCAACCGAUACUUUUUACUCUUCAGGUUGCUUUAGCUUCUCUUCUGAAACACUGGGGAAUUAAGCCAGAUGCUGCAGUGGGUCCUUCAGUUGGGGAGGUUGCUGCUGCUCAUUUUGCUGGGUUCCUUUCUCUUGCAGAUGCUGUCAAAAUAAUUUAUCACAGGAGCAGGUUACAGGCAAAGGUGACUGGAGGCAAAAUGCUGGUAGUUGGCAACGUCCCUGUUGAUGAAAUAUCGAAAGCCUUACGCCCAUACUCUGGGAAGGUGUGCAUUGCGGUUCUCCACAGCCCUUGUUCUUGCACCCUUUCUGGAGAUGCAGAUGCUGUGAGUACCCUUCAUAAAGAACUAGCUGAAGCAUUCAGUAGUAGAAACAUAUUUCUUCACAUUUUAAAUGUCCCAGUUGCAUACCACAGCCAUGUGGUGGAUCCAAUAAUGAAGGAAAUGGAAGAAAGUUUGCAGUGUUUGGAAAAACAAAAGCCAGAAAUUGAAGUGAUUUCAACAUUAACUGGGAAGGCUGCUUCCAAAGAGGAUUUCACUACAGGCAAGUUCUGGGCCCAGCAGGCUCGAGAUCCUGUUGAUUUCACCCAGGCCAUUUUGACUUCAGCUAAAGGAAAGAAAAAUGUAGUGUUUGUUGAAAUAGGUCCUCACAGGGCACUACAGAGAUAUAUCUUGGAAACUCUAGGGAAACACACUCGGGUUUUUUCUGCCAUGCAAACUGACGCAGAAUAUCAGACGCUUUUUACUCUUGUCAGAGAUCUGUUUGAAUUGGGAUAUAAUCCUGACUGGCAGCACUUAUAUGAAGGGUAUCAAAGCACACCAGCAACCUUUCCCAGGUAUCAGUUUGAUCGUAGGAAGCUAAUGACAUAUUUGGACUUGCAUCAACAAACGAACCGACGAGCUAUAAAGUCAGGACAUCCUCUUAUUUUCUGUGUAAACCAGGACAACACAGAAUUCAGUUGCCCAAUAUCCCAAACGUUAACACCCUAUUUAUAUGAGCAUAAGAGUAACGGUGUUGCUUUGGUUCCAGGUGCUUUUUUUAUAGAGCUUGGUUUGGCAUCUGUGUUGAAUAGUGUAAGACGUAAAGUGCCUCCAAGUACUUGUCAGAUUAGCAUCAGGUUCUCAGCCCCCUGCAUAUUAAACCAAAAUUCCCAGGAUUUAAAGAUAAAACUGAAAUCAGAAAAAGCAGGGACAGAGUUCCAAAUACUGUCUUCAUCAGCUGCAGUUUUUGCAUCAGGACAAGUUAUCAUGAAGACUGGGGCUAGAGUGGAAGAAAACAGUAUCUCCUUUAAAGACAUCUUUAAAAGGUGUAAAUCAGUAGUUACCCGAGAUGAGGUUUAUGAAACACUUUCUCAGGUUGGAUUUCAGUAUGGUUUCAUAUUCAGACAGCUAAGUGAUGUAUUUUAUAGUCCACAGUUAAAAGAAGCUAUAACGAGCAUUAAAGUGCACAAACAGACUAGAGAAGAAAUGUAUGACUAUUGUAUCCAUCCAGUGCUGUUAGACUGUUUUUUGCAAAUGAUGGCUGUUAUGACUACAAUUACUUUCAAGAUCAGGGCAGGUUUUCCUUCUGGAAUAGGCAGCCUUGUAGUUCUCAGGCCUUUGGAAGAGGAAAUGAUGCUGUAUAUGAAAACAAGCAAAUCUGUUGGGAACUACUUAGAGGUUUGUGGAUGCUUUGCAGAUAAACAUGGCUUUGUUUUGGCAGAACUGAAAAAUGUUGGAAUCACUUUGAUGAAUCAAACAUCUAUCAUAGACAAUGAUUUGAUGUUUGAAAAUAAUUGGAAAGAAAUAUUUCCUGUUCAAUCAGUAGGAUAUUCAGGGGAAGCACCCAGAGUAAUUGUGUUUGCUGACAAACUUGGAAUAGCCCAGCUACUCAAAAAAUAUCUACACCACACAUCAAGGUAUGUUAUGUAUGAAGAUUGGGAGACACUCCUGGAAGCCAAGAAGCCAGAAAUGACUGCAGAGCAUAAAAUCAAAACAGAGCUUGAGGGCUAUUGUGAAGUUUUGUUUAUGUGGGGAAUUCAGAAGUUAAGUGAAGAACUUCCAGGCAAACUUGUGGCACAACUAACUAAGUAUUGUGAAGCAUACCGUGUAAUUAUUUUGGCACUGAGAGAGAAAAAAUCCAAGUGUUCAGUUAGAAUGAUAACCUACAGAACAACAGAAAGAAAUGUAGAUCAUAUUAACCCUGGAUUUGCUUUGUGUGGCAUGACUAGAACGUGCAUAGUUGAAGUUUCAGAAAUCAUGUUCCAGAUGAUUGAUAUCAGCUCCUCAAGUAUGCUGGACAUCACAGCUCUAGCAGAUGUUAUUGUAAAAUGUAAAGGAUGUGAUUAUCCUGAAAUAUGGAUCAAUCAAGGGAGAAUCUACACUUCUGAAAUUAGACGUACACCAUUUAAAGAUAUAGAUUACUGCCAACCUGCAAAGUCUCCCGAGAACUCAGAAAUUCUCACUUUAUACACUUCAGACCCAUACCAAGCAAAAUGUGUGUCUGCUGAAUUAAGCAAUAGCACAGUCACUCAGCUUGAGAAUGACAAUGUUGAGGUUCAAGUUGAUAAAAUAUGUAUCCAUUCAGAAGACUAUUUUCCUGUUAGUGUGUCUAGCCGAAACUUUGGUAAUACUCUAUACUGGAGUUCACAUAUGCUAGAUAAGUAUAAGCUUUUAGCUUUGGAUUUUAGUGGCAUAGUCACUGCAACAGGCAGUGAAGUGAAAAAAGUUAAGGUGGGAGAUCAUGUUGCUUCCUGUUACCCAGUGAUUGCAUCAUCAAGAGUCAAGAUUCCAGGGACUGUUUGUUUCAAAGUGAAGAAAUUCCCAUGUUUUAGACAUGUACCUUGUGUGUCCUACUUCUUGAUAGCCUGGGAACUUUUAAAUCGGACGUUAACCAAGGUGAAAUGCAAUGGGACUUUAGGAUUUAUUUCUGCUGAGCCAGAGUCAGUUCUAUGCAAAGUGCUUACUCUGACAGCACAAGAAGUGGGUUGGAAAACAGUCCUUGCAACACCCACAGCUAAUCAAUGGCAACAUGUAAAUCAGUGUGUAGCCCUUGUUCUUCUCUCUCCUUUGGAUGGAAUACCUGAGGAAGGGCUAGCCCAACUUUCCCAUCUCCGGGAUGUUGUAAUAGUAUGUGGAAAUCGAAAGCCAGAAUGGGUUAGACAUCUUAUUGGAAGCGAUCUUGAAAAUAUCCAGGUGCAUGUCUUGAAGCUUGAUAUUUUUCAGAAAGCCUCUUUAAAACAAUCUCAAAAGGUAGCCAACAAAUGGAUUCGUUCAAUUAAUCUGAAACUAUUUAGCAACUUAUCAUGUUCUGUUUUUCAGAAGACUGAGAACUUUGAAAGGACAGGCACUCUUGAGUCUUCCUAUUUCACCUGCAGAUCAGUUCCACUUGCUGUGCUGAAAGGCAGUGGGGAGACCCAUGGGAUUUCUAACAUACCAAUGUAUGAAGCAGAGAAGAAAAUGUUUAAGCAGAAUGCUGUUUACAUAGUGGUUGGGGGGCUCACUGGGCUUGGUUUUGAAACAGUGAGAUUCAUAGCCCAGAAUGGAGGGGGCGGUAUUGCUGUAUUUUCAAGGAGGAGUCCAAACAAGGAGAAACAGAAAGAAAUAAAGGCUUUGCAGGAUCAAUAUGAAGGGAGCAAAAUAGUCUGUCUGCAAUGUAAUGUUGUUUCUGCCCCCGAGGUUGAGAGAGCAGUCCAGUCAGUUGAUAAAAUCUUUUCAAAGAGGCCAAUCAAAGGAGUAUUCCACAGUGCUGUGGUUUUACAUGAUGGACAUCUUGAAGCUCUGAACAUGUCUCACUUUGAGAAAGUAUUAAGUCCAAAAGUUGCAGGGGUAGUCAAUCUUCACUGUGCUACUAGAGGGCAGGAUCUUGACUUUUUUGUGUGUUACUCAUCUGUUACUUCAUUUCUUGGGAAUUCAACCCAGGCAAAUUAUGCUGCUGCUAAUUCUUUUCUAGAUCUGUUCUGCCACUACAGGAGGAAUAGUGGACUUUCAGGACAAUCCAUUAAUUGGGGUGCCUUGAAUCUUGGAAUAUUGCUAAAUCAAAAUCAUAUACAAAAUAUUCUGGAAUCGAAGGGCAUAGAUAUUUUGCAAGUACAUGAAAUUUAUGACUCUCUUAAAAAAAGCUUAAUUUUGAAUAAUCCUCAGCAAGCUGUAAUUAAAUUAAAUUUUGGAACUUUAACCAAUCACGUUCUUUCUCGGAUUGCAUCGCUCAGAAGUCGCUUUACUACACUCAUUUCAGAAGAGGUUGGCAAUCAGCAUCAACUCUCUGAACAAGCUGCUCCCAAGAAUGUGUCUCUAAUCAAAUCUGAAGAUUAUGUCAUCUCGCUGGUGAGCCACCUUACGAAUGCAAACCCGAAUGAUCUUACUAUGAACACGUCCCUCGUAUCACUGGGCAUGGACUCUAUGUUAGUCAUGACACUACAGAAUCGUAUCUUUCAUGAAAGGCGGGUGGAUAUACCUCAUGUAAAACUACUGGAUCCCCAUACAACUCUGUCAAGUUUAGUAGUACUUUUAGAAGAAAACUCUAAUGAAAGUGAGAUGUUUGAAGAAAACACACCUAUAGCUGAAAGUACUGAAAAUGGAUGCUGGUUAUAGGAAACCUUUUCAUGCAGUAAUUUGAUAAUUUUAAAGUUACGUGGACUUUAAUGACACCUAAAACAGUGCCUGUUUUUUAAUUUUUCAGCACAAUAAAGCACUGAAUUGAUGAGUUAGCUUACUUAUGUUUGGUGCUGCAUUAGCUUUGUAACUUUUAAUCAGUUCUUGGAUGUAUUGUUUUGUGUAGCAUAUUUUAAUUAAUUUAUAUUACUAACAAUAAAUGAAUUGAUGCACAUACAUUUUUAUUUUGCAGAUUUGAAUGUGAAAUGCUAAUGUGAUAUAUCAUUUUUCCUAUUUUCAGUAUUAAUUGAAGAAUUGAUUUAAUUGUGUUUUAAAUAGGAAUACAAUACAAUUAAACUCAGCAGGAUAAUUUAGCAAUUGUAUCUGAUUGGUUAUUCUUCAAUAUCAUAAAGUUAUGUUAUUUAGGAAUUAAAAGAAAGAUAUGCCUUCCAUAACUGAAUAUUGUACACUGAAAGGUUUUCUCAAAGAUCAUGUUUAAUGCUUUUCUCAUUUUUUAUUCGGUUUUUUUUUUUACAUAUCUGGGAAGAGAAUCAAA